Messenger RNA from Phragmites australis (common reed), 2086 nucleotides. RefSeq names its product pentatricopeptide repeat-containing protein At1g09900-like. Bases 144 to 1949 code for a protein of 601 amino acids. The record is from RefSeq and is a predicted model, not a curated record. NCBI's taxonomy places the organism in Eukaryota, Viridiplantae, Streptophyta, Magnoliopsida, Poales, Poaceae. The transcript has a single exon. Gene Ontology annotation, molecular function: protein binding.
GAGCCGUUGUGCGCGGGCGCGGCUGUCCGACGCGACCGCCACUAGAUUGUUGGAGCAGUGGCAGUGUGGCACCCACCAAGCGACGCGCCCACGCGGCCACAGCCACGGCCCAUCGCUUCCCGAACGCCGAAAAUCCGAACGCAAUGCUUUCGCCACCACCGCCUCCCACCGUGUGCGCUCUCCUCCACCCCUUCUCCCCUUCCUCCUCCGGCCACCCGCGCCAGCCCCCAGCCCACCACCACCUGCGCGUCCGCAGCUCGAAGGCCAACCCGCCGAGCCUCCCGAAGCCCAGCACCAGCUCCAGCAGCAGGCCCCAUCGGCCGCCGCCGCCGCCGCGCCGCCUGCACGGGGCGGACCGCCGCCUCAGCGCCCUCGUCCACCGGGGCGACCUCGACGCGGCGCUCCGGCUCGUGGGCUCCUCGCCCCGACCGCCCGAUGUGCCCCUCGCCAACAGGCUCGUCCGCGACCUCUGCCGCCGGGGCCGCCCCGCCGACGCCGCGCGCGUCGUCGAGGCGUGCGGGCCGGGUGCAACCGCUGCCACCUAUGGCGCGCUGACCGUCGGGUACUGCCGCGCGGGGCUGCUCGACGAUGCGCGCCGCGUCGUGGAUGCCAUGCCCGCGCAGGUGCAGCCCAGCGCGUACCCCUACAAUCCGCUCAUCCACGCGCUCUGUGAGCGGGGGCGAGUCAGGGACGCGCUCGAGGUGCUCGACGAUAUGCUCUGCCGCGGGUGCGCGCCUGACGUGGUCACCUACAACAUCCUCCUCGAGGCGGCCUGCAAGGGGAGAGGCUACCGGCAGGCCAUGGAGCUGAUCGACCUCAUGCGCUCCGAGGGGUGUGAGCCCAACAACGUGACGUACAAUGUCAUCAUCGACGCCAUGUGCAGAGAAGGAGAUGUAGUCUACGCCCGCGAGUUCCUCAACAGCUUGCCUUCUAAAGGGUGCAAGCCGAACACUGUCAACUACAACACCGUCUUGAAGGGUUUUUACAGUGCAGAACAAUGGGAGGACGCCGAGGAGCUUAUAGACGAGAUGGUCCGAGAGAAUUGCCCACUGAGUGAAGCAACGCUGAAUGUGAUCAUCAAUACCUUGUGUCGUAAAGGAUUGCUUCAGAAGAUGAUUCAGUUUCUAGAGAAAAUGGCAAAGCAUGGAUGCACGGCAAAUGUUGUUACUUACAAUGCUAUCAUCAAUGGACUUUGUGAGCAUGGGCAUGUGGAUAGCGCCUUGGAGCUAAUAAGAAAUAUGCAAUCUUAUGGCUGUAAACCCGAUAUCGUCACCUACAACACUUUGCUGAAGGGUUUGUGCAGUGCUGAGCGAUUGGAGGAUGCCGAGGGGACAAUAGCUAAGAUGAGCCAGAAUGAUUGCCCCCCAGAUAACGUGACAUUCAAUACUAUAAUUAGUCUCUUGUGUCAAAAAGGGUUGACAGUGCAGGCCUUCGAAGUUUUUAAGCAAAUGCCUGAGAAAGGCUGCAGUCCUAAUUCGAUCACUUACAGUACAAUAAUAAAUGGGCUUGCCAGGGCGGGCAAGAUGGAACUAGCCCUUGAGUUGUUGAAUGAAAUGGCCAGCAAAGGUAUUAGCUCAGAUAAACUUUAUCAGUUGAUAACUGAGUGUCUGAAUAAAGAAGAUAAAAUUGAAGAGGCGGUUCAGAUGGUUCAUAAAUUGGAAGAUGCAGGCAUAUCACCCAACACUGUUCUCUACAAUACAGUGCUCUCAGCGCUUUGCGGAAAUGGGAAAACAGAUCAUGCUAUUGAUAUGUUUACUUAUAUGGUGUCCCGUGGUUGCAUGCCUAAUGAAUUGACCUACACUAUACUCAUUGAAGGUUUAGCUCAUGAGGGCUAUUUCAAGGAGGCAAGAGAAUUGCUAAGUGAUUUGUGCUCUAGAGAUGUUCUUUGUAACAGCUUGAUCAAGAAUGAAGCUUUGUUGUUAGAUCAAAAUAAUAUUCACUCUUCUUGAGUCAUGAUGAAGUCAAGAGCUUGUGUGCACUUUUAACUUCAUUAUAUAACAGUGGUGCAGUAGGUUAACACUUACACAUUGCUUCAGUUUUGAUUGUAAAUUCUCUUUACUAAAGACAUGUUGUAGCUUAGAGCUUA